Lachancea mirantina is the source of this 1506-nucleotide messenger RNA. The record is from the annotation of a GenBank genome assembly. Lineage: Eukaryota; Fungi; Ascomycota; Saccharomycetes; Saccharomycetales; Saccharomycetaceae.
AUGCCUGUUAUAAUUCACAAAGUUGGGGAGCGGCUCAGCAUUGCUGGAGAGAAAUGCUCCAUUUUGUUUAUUGGCAAAAUUCACAGAUGGGAUGAUUCAAUAGCUUACGGCGUCGAAUGGGAUGAUCCCUCAAGGGGAAAGCAUUCAGGUGCUAUCGAUGGUAUAGAAUACUUCAGUACUCGUGUGUUGAACGCUGGAUCAUUCAUCAAAGUUGAGAAAAUAAUUCAAAGCAGUGAACAAAGAGUGUCUUUCACCGAAGCACUAUAUGAUAAACACCAAGGCGACUAUGGUGAACUUCCUAGCAUUUUUUUUGGUGAAAAGGUAGUGGACAUCAGCGGUUUGAAAGAAUUCCAACAGCGGCGAAACCUUGCUAAACGUAUGGCACAUCUUUCACUGACUCAUUGCAAUGUUUACACAGUGGGAAGCUUGAGAGAGUCACAAAUUUUUAGUAAAAUAAAGAGUUGCGUCUUCGAUCUAGAUUUGUCAUUUAAUUUGUUUUCGAGCUUUGACGAUGUGAUUAAAAUAGCUCAAAAUUUCCCUAUGCUAAACACCCUAGACAUCAGCGGCAAUCGUUUUCAGUUUUUACGCACCAAGCAUAUAAUAAAACUUCCCGGUGUGAAACGACUCAGGGCUCAUAAUUGUGGUUUAGAAGACAAAGAUUUGGCUUACUUAUUUGAGGUUUUCGCCUCAUUAGAAGAGCUCGAAUGUUCCGAAAAUAGGCUACAUCUGAACUCCGUUUUAAGAUUACCGGUAUCUCUGAAAGUGGUUAAUUUUACAAACAAUGGCCUUUCAUCCAUUCCUGGAAUACUGAAUGGUCUCAGUGAACUCUCGGUAAAUUUGGCCCACAAUAGAAUACGAGAGGUUCAAACGAAAUGUCUACCUCAUGUGGAAAGUCUUGAUAUCUCUUACAACUGCAUUGAUGAACAUGCGCAGAUUACGAAAAUUGAUUCAAUUUGCCCAAAUAUUAAAAAUCUGAGGGUCAAUGGCAAUCCUAUAUGGGACGCCUUAGAUGGCGACGAUAUCUUUUAUGAGAUUAUUGCAAGAAACGGCCACUUGCAGGUAGUGAAUGGUAGUAUUUUAAGUGCUGCUAUGAGAAAAGAGGCUGAAAUAUACUUCAUUAGGCAAGUCUUGACUGGGAAAAUGACUAUCGACCGCCAAUCAAGCAGUUGGGAUCGGCUUUCGAAAGUUCAUAAUAUAGUAUCUUCCGGUGAGAUUUCAGGCAAGGGUCCAGCACCGGAUGAACCUAAGCUCAAGAUUUUGAAGCUUUCCGUCAAACAAGAGAAUCAAAUUAUCGGUGAGGUAUACGCACAACCAUCGUAUUCGGUUCGAUUUCUCAAAAGUAUUGUUGCCAGACUUAUAUCGCGACGCUUGGACCAAUUUGACCUUGGAUACAUAACUGGGGAAACAAUUCAAGAAUUCAAUUUGGAAUUUUCUCCGAUUCAAGAUUACGACAUUAGAGAUGAACAAAUGCUGCGCGUAUUACCCGCGCCCACUUCGAAGAAAUGA